This is a messenger RNA of Octodon degus (degu), 1431 nucleotides long. RefSeq names its product butyrophilin-like protein 3. NCBI's taxonomy places the organism in Eukaryota, Metazoa, Chordata, Mammalia, Rodentia, Octodontidae. Gene Ontology annotation, molecular function: signaling receptor binding. Gene Ontology annotation, cellular component: external side of plasma membrane. The transcript has 7 exons. Gene Ontology annotation, biological process: T cell receptor signaling pathway; regulation of cytokine production. The record is from RefSeq and is a predicted model, not a curated record.
AUGGCUUCAAAUUUAUUAUCCCUUUGCCUCAGCCUCUUAGUAUCUCUUGUGUUUCCUCCUACAGGCCAAUGGAAGGUGACAGGGCCAAACAAGAAUGUGCAGGCCUUGCUGGGUGAAGACACAGUAUUCUCCUGCUUCCUUUCUCCUGAGACAAAUGCGGAGGAGAUGGAAGUGAGGUUCUUUAAGGAUCGCUUCUCUACCGUGGUCCACCUCUACAGGAAUAGAAAAGACCAGAAACAUAUGCAGGAGCCAGCCUACCGAGGGAGGACUGUGCUGGUGAAGGACCUCAUGGCAGAUGGGCAUGUCUCCCUGGAACUAAGAAACAUCACCCUUUCAGAUGCUGGCCUGUAUGGGUGCUGGUUUAGCUCCCAGACUAAUGAAAAGGAAGCUAUCUGGGAGCUGCAGGUAUCAGCACUGGGCUCAACUCCUGUAAUUUCUGUCAUGGGAUAUCAUGAUGGAGGCAUCCAACUACUCUGCCAGUCCUUGGGCUGGUUCCCCCCGCCCAUAGUUAAAUGGAAAGACCCAAAAGGACAAGAUUUAUCCUCGGACUAUAAAACAACUAGAGACAAGAACAACCUAUUUAACGUGGAAACCUUCUUUAUACUCCAAGAAAAUACUGGGAACAUAUCAUGUUCCAUUCAGCUUGCUGAACACCUUCAAGAGGUGGAAUCCAGGGUGUGGAUAGGAGAGGUUUUCUUCAAGCCCUCAUCCUGGCGCCUGCCUGCUAUUUUCCUGGGAAUACUCAACUUUGGUCUAUGUGUUUGUUUUACAAGGAUGAUAAUGGUGUAUCACAUCUCUAAAAGUAAGUGACAGAAAGGCAUGGACUGGAGAAGGAUGCAUGACACAGCAGCAUGGAGAGAAGCCCGGAAACAUGCAGUGGAGGUGACUCUGGACCCAGACACGGCUCACCCACAGCUCUACAUUUCUGAUCUGAAAUCGGUAAUAUUUAAGGAAGUUCCACAGGAUGUGCCUUACACAGAGAAGAGAUUUAAGAGAAAGUGUGUGGUGGCUUCUCAGGUUUUCCAGACAGGAAAACAUUACUGGGAAGUUGAUGUAGGACACAAUGAAAGUUGGUGUUUGGGAGUCUGCCGGGAUGAUGUGCACAGGUGGGAGGAGGACUUGGAGUUGUCUCCAAUAAGGGGGUACUGGGUCCUUCGACGGAAAGAAGAACAUGAGUAUUAUACAUUAGAUCCUGGUAGAAUCAACAUUAUUCUCCAAAUCCAUCCUACAAGAGUGGGUAUCUUCUUAGACUGGGAAUGUAGGUCCAUUUCUUUCUUCAGUGUAAAUGAUCAAUCCCUCAUUUAUACCAUGAGCUAUCAAUUAGAAGGUCUGUUGAAACCCUACAUCCUGCCUCAGACCUAUAAAGAGAAAGAACUGACUCCUCUAUUCAUCCCUCCUUGUCUCAGGGAUGAUAGAAACAUCCUUUCCUAA